AUGUCUAGUCAAGAAGAGAACGAUGGCCUUGGUGGGAUAAUAGAUGGAAAGGCAAUUGCCGCAGAGAUAAGAGCGGAGAUACGGAAUGAUGUCAGUAGCCUUUCGUCAGUGAUUCCAGGCCUGGCAACCGUUCUAGUUGGCGAAAGAAAAGAUUCUGCAACGUAUGUGCGCAUGAAGAUAAAGGCAUGCAGUGAAUGUGGCAUGGAGUCAAUUCAUCGUGCCCUACCUGCCGAUGCGACGGAAGGCGACAUCAUUGCGGUGGUACGGGCUCUCAACGAGGACGCCUGCGUCCACGGGAUUUUGGUGCAACUGCCGUUACCGGAUGGCAUUAAUGAAGAAAACGUGCUCUCUGAGAUCUCAAUCGAGAAGGACGUGGAUGGAUUCCAUCCUUUGAACAUUGGAAAACUGGCGAUGAGGGGCAGGGAGCCUCUUUUCGCUCCGUGCACACCACGCGGGUGUAUUGAGUUGUUGAAGAGAAGCGGAGUAGAGAUUUCGGGAAAGGAAGCAGUGGUCGUAGGGCGAAGCAACAUUGUUGGACUUCCUGUGAGUUUGCUACUCAUGCAUGAGAAUGCUACAGUCACUAUCACUCAUUCCCGGACAGUUGACCUCGCGAGUGUUGUGAGAAGAGCGGAUAUUGUUGUUGCGGCUGUGGGGCGGACGGAAAUGGUUAAAGCAGAUUGGUUGAAACCAGGGUGCGUCGUGAUUGAUGUUGGCAUGAAUUCAAAACCUGACUCGACCCGAAAGUCGGGGUACCGACUCGUGGGCGACGUCGAUUUCGAAGGUUGUCGCAAAAAGGCUAGCUUGGUAACGCCAGUGCCAGGAGGAGUGGGGCCAAUGACGAUAGCUAUGCUUCUACGGAAUUGCGCAGAUGCGGCUAUGAAGUGCGAGAAAUCAGCGGCCCAGUGA
Molecule: messenger RNA, 906 nt
Organism: Chondrus crispus (carragheen)
Lineage: Eukaryota; Rhodophyta; Florideophyceae; Gigartinales; Gigartinaceae
Product: C-1-tetrahydrofolate synthase, cytoplasmic
Exons: 1
Coding region: 1-906 (301 amino acids)
Biological process (GO): tetrahydrofolate interconversion
Cellular component (GO): cytosol
Molecular function (GO): methylenetetrahydrofolate dehydrogenase (NADP+) activity; methenyltetrahydrofolate cyclohydrolase activity
Source: RefSeq, a predicted model, not a curated record